AUGUCGCAAUUAGCUCGUUGGGUGCGUGCUCACCCGGCAAACGUGGUUGUUGUGCCCAUGAACGUUGUCAGAGUGGUCUCUUUACACGAAAUGUUUGCUAUCGGCACAGAAGGCCUUGGAGCAUGCUCCGCCAUUGUAAUAGCAUCAUCCCAUGGUGCCAUUGUUGCUCACAUUCCACCUCGCCCGACGGCAUCAGCAUCCGACCCGUAUGCUGGUGAUAACAAUGUUCGUCGGUUAAUGGCAGAAGCGACCACCUUGUACAUGCGUUACCGCGAUGAAUACUUUGCCAGCCAUACAGAUACUGUUAUUGUAUGUGCCCUGUAUCAGGGUGCCAUAGCCCUACCUGACCAAGUGCAAAUCAUGCAUUCGGCACUUAGACGCUUGGGACCCAGUGUGUGGACAUAUAAUGUACCCGGAAAUAUACCAAUCCGGGACAAGGAACUGUGCUCGCCAUCGGUAGCCGCGGGCUCGCCUCCCUUGGGCUUCUCAAUGAUGGUCGCGCUCGGAUAUACUCCCGAUCAGCAGCUGUUGCAAAUGUGA
Molecule: messenger RNA, 540 nt
Organism: Aspergillus welwitschiae
Lineage: Eukaryota; Fungi; Ascomycota; Eurotiomycetes; Eurotiales; Aspergillaceae
Exons: 1
Coding region: 1-540 (179 amino acids)
Source: RefSeq, a predicted model, not a curated record